Cyclopterus lumpus (lumpfish) is the source of this 2438-nucleotide messenger RNA. Its product is annotated as OX-2 membrane glycoprotein-like. Lineage: Eukaryota; Metazoa; Chordata; Actinopteri; Perciformes; Cyclopteridae. The record is from RefSeq and is a predicted model, not a curated record. The coding region runs from base 52 to 1062 and encodes 336 amino acids. Gene Ontology annotation, molecular function: cell-cell adhesion mediator activity. The transcript has 6 exons.
AGCACUUUCACUUUCACAAUUUCUGGGAGUAAAUUUGAAUCAUUAGACAAAAUGUCGGAGCGUGAAUUCUUCCGUUUUCUUUGUGCGGUGGGAUUCUUUCUCAAAGGUCAAACCGCUCUGGUCCAAUCACAGCACACUGUGAUGGCGGCCGUCGGAGACAGCGCCUGCUUGACCUGUCGGCUGAUGCAGUUUAAAGAUGUCCUGCAGGUCACGUGGGAGAAAAUCUUACCGGAGGGGAAGAAGUAUCUCGCCACUUCCUUCAAAUACUUUGGUCAGAAAGUGAGCCGUGAAUUUAAAGGAAGAGUGGAGUUUAAAGAUAUCGACCUGCACAACAGCUCCAUAGUAAUCAUGAACGUGACGGACCAAGAUAAAGGAUGCUACCGCUGUUUGUUUAACACCUACCCUGAUGGUGCUCUCACUGGGACAACAUGCCUCCAUCUCUACGAGCUGCGUGAAGUCUUUCUACAUGUCAGAGAAUCACACGCUGCUGAAGAGGUGGUUGUGUCCUGCUCAGCCACAGGUCGACCUGCUCCCACGGUAACACUGACUGUCCCUCACUACAACUCCACCAGCUCCACCAACGCCAACGGCACCGUCACCGUCACCGCCACAGCUGUGCUGCCUCGUCUCCACGUCAACAGCUCGCGGGUUGGAUGUGCAGUGCGAGUGCUCUCUGGUCCUGAAACAGUCGUGUCUGAGGUGGUCCCUGAGGUCAAGCAGUCGCCCGCUGAUGGUGAUGAUGUGGAAUCUGGAUCUCAUCACAGAUGGACCAUUGGGAGGGUGGUCGGGGUCGGGGUCUGCGUUGCUGGUGCUGCUGGUGCUGCUGGUGCUGUUACCUUCAUGGUCUGCUGGUACCAGAAGAGACAAAAUCCACAAAGGAAAACGUCGGACCUUCUCACAUCCAUACGUGUGAGAUCCUAUGAGAACAAUAAAGACAUUCAGGAGCCCAGAACACCUUUCAUGAAUCCAGAGAACAAACCCCUACUACGGACGUCUACUGCAAAGGAUAAAAACAGCUCGCACCCAAAAUCAUCUGUGAAAGGAAAAACUCUUGUUUUUUAGUACCACAGGAUAACCCACAAGAUUGAAGAGCCAAAACAAAUGCUGCGGAAAAGUCCUGAAAUCCUGAUAGAGAACUUGUCUUUACAGUAUUCAUGUUUAUUUAUAAUAAUUACAGCGGAUCAAAAGGAUUCAUGUUUACAGUAGUUUAGUUUUUUUUAAAUAAUAGUUUUUCUAAUAAUUCUCAACAUGAAUCUACGAGCCUUACUGCAUUUAAAUAUUGAAUGUGUAUGAUUCUUGUGUUAAAGCAGCAUUAGAAAAAGGGUCAGCAGAACACACCUCCAAUACAAAGUUAUAUCAUCUAAUAGUCAAAUGUAUGGACUUUGAAUCAUGUUCAUCAUUUAACAAAAUAAGGGUUUUUGUGCAAAUUAAAGUAUCUUAAAUGACUUAAGGAGCUGCAUGUGACAAACAGAAUAAUACUGCAGUCCAAACACCAACAGAGGAAGACACCCUCGAUGAAAUGUCCAUAACUGUCAGCGUGCUGCAGGUUUUAAGCAGCAGAUGCACCACAUGGCCGCUAGAGGUCCUUUUUUCCUCAAAUAUUCCUCCGAAGAGUUGACGCUGUUUUGGGGGAAAUCAGGGACCGAAACGCCGCAGCAGGAAACCCGACGCAGCUCGGUGGUAGUUUGGUGGAGUCUCCUGCUCCAGUCUGUCCUCACCUGAAGACCAGAGAGCCCCUCAAAGCUCUGGGAGCUCACGGUGUCUUUCACCUGUCUGCCGGUAUGUUCCGUCUUUUAUUCUGAAAGGGUCUCAAUUUUAGUGGCUGCAAAUAUCGAGUUUAAAUGUGAGUAAACUUUCUUUCUUUUUUUCAUCCACAAAUGUCAACACACCUAAAUUAGUUAAGUUAGUUUUUUUUUCCAUGGUGACAGUUUCCAGGACCUGUCCAUGAAGAUAUGGAUGUGUUAACAAUUUCAUUUAUUUCUCCAUAUAAUUAACCCUAUAAUAUACCAGUAUCAUAUCAUGAUCGUACUCGAACUAAAUUAACUGUAACUGUUCCAAAAAAAAUGUAAAUGUCAGUUUAUCAGGCUGUAGAAAAGCUUUACUAUGUAUUUUUUUAUUGCAUUGUUAUUGUUAUCAGACCUGGCAAGAUACAGAUUUACGACUACAACAUUGGCUGGAUUAUUUUGUCCCCCUCACCACUAAUCAAUAAAUCUCACUAUCACCUGUUCUCUGGGACUGAACCAGCUGAUGUGCACAUCUGGAAGUUUAGGGGCCAUCGUUCAGGAUCUGGGUUGCCAGUCUGGUUUCAGUCCCUCUCUUUGUGAACAUUAUAUCUUUAGAGCCUGGAGAUUUGCAGUGAGACAUCAGUGGAGCUUUUGUAGUGUAAAGCGUGAUUUAACUGUCCAACGGGAGCAUGCUGCAUGCUGCAUGCUGCAUGC